Messenger RNA from Coregonus clupeaformis (lake whitefish), 2902 nucleotides. It is a transcript of the gene spint1b, whose product is annotated as serine peptidase inhibitor, Kunitz type 1 b. Lineage: Eukaryota; Metazoa; Chordata; Actinopteri; Salmoniformes; Salmonidae. The record is from RefSeq and is a predicted model, not a curated record. The transcript has 10 exons. Gene Ontology annotation, molecular function: protein binding; serine-type endopeptidase inhibitor activity. The coding region runs from base 575 to 2122 and encodes 515 amino acids.
CUAGUCAACUGGGUGGGGAUUCCUAUGGGUUGUAGCCUCAAUGGCGCUGCACAUGCGUUCACAGACGAUAUAAAAGCACAGAUGAGUAAAGAUGAGUCCUCCAUAUAUCUCUAUGGACACACCUGAGAAUUUUGCUGAAGUUAAAUUGUUGGCCUUUCUUGCGAAUGGAAACACCCAACGUAGCUGAGUGAUUUAAUCCCGUGAAGCACUCUCUUUACUUGGAUUUUAAACAAGGAACGCAGAAAAAGAUUUCAACAAAUUGGCAUAUAGCCUUUCUUCUUUGUUUUCCUGCAAAAUACAGAAUUAUUGCUAUAACCCGUUUUGUCGGUCGACUAUUGAACUAAUUUCAUGUCGCACGUUCUGUGUUGGGGAAAUUAAUAGAAUAUCGUUUUGUUUGAAAUGAAAUAAGACAUUUAGUAGACUGAAUGAGCGUUGAACCUUUGUCCAAAUAUUUUUUAUAGGAGUAAUUCACACGGAAACCGAGAGGAAACAUAAAACAACACUCGACUGCAUUUACCUUCUUUGUGUCGUAGGCUAUUGCUCAGUAGGCUACGUCCUUCAAGUAUCGGCGAUAAUGACUGCUCUGUGUACUGGGUCAAUAUUAGGAUCUGCGCUGUUGCUCCUGUCAAUAGUCUGCCAAGACAACGCACAGGUUACAAAUGGAGAAGAAUGCGCCAGGGAUUUCAUUGUGGGCAAUGAAAACUUUGUGCUAGACACUGAAGACUCUGUCAAAACAGGAGCCAGAUUCAUCUCGUCUCCAACUGUAACCCAAGCUGAAGACUGUGUUGACUAUUGUUGCAAAGACCCCAAUUGCAACUUGGCUCUGAUUGAGAAUGGUGCAGAGAAAGGCUCGGUUACAACUUGCUUUCUGUUUAAUUGCCUGUACAAUAGAGAGUAUGUCUGCAGGUUUGUGAACAAAGUGGGAUUCACAAAUUACAUUUUGGACUCAGUCUAUGAAGAUUACCUGGGAGGACCUGAAAGCACCCGUGGUAAGAUCAAGACUCGACUCACUCCAGUUACAGGUGAUGAGGAUAAGUUCCCCACGGCCAACGCGGGCCGGAACAUUGUGGUCCAACCCAAUGACAGGGUGACAUUGAAUGGCAUUGAGAGCUGGGACGACAAAGGGAUCACCAGCUACAAGUGGAGCCUUGUGGAGGGGAACAACACGGUGGUCAUUACGAAAACGGACCUGAAGGAUCAGGUGAUGCUGUUAAACCUGAAACCUGGGAUGUACGUCUUCCAGCUAAAGGUUACCGACUCCAGCAACCAGUCAGACACGGAUCAGGUCUCGGUCCUCGUCCUCACUCCAGAACAGUCUGAGGGUCACUGUCUUGUCCCCAAGAAGGUGGGUCAUUGUCGAGGUGCCUUCCCUAGGUGGCACUACAACGGAGCGUCGGAGAAGUGUGAGGAGUUCACCUUCGGAGGCUGCAAGGGGAACCGCAACAAUUACUUGUCUCUGCAGGAGUGCUCCGACGCCUGCCAAGGCGUGUCAGCUGCUUCAGGAAGAAGAGUGCCUACUGAAGGGGAGGUGUGUGGCUCCCACUGUAACUCUGGUCAGUUUACCUGUGCCAACGGCUGCUGUCUGGACGAAGUCCUGGAGUGUGACACGGUGACUCAGUGCAGCGACGGCUCUGACGAGGCGUCCUGCGACAAGCUGAACCAGACCUUCACUCGUCUCCUGAACAUUAAUGUGGACAAAAGUAAGGCCCGCUGCACCGAGUCCCCCAGGACGGGGCCGUGCCGUGCCAGCCACUCCCACUGGUACUAUGACCCGCUCAACAGGAAGUGCCAUCGCUUCACCUACGGCGGAUGUGACGGCAACGACAACAACUUUGACAUUGAGGAGAGCUGCACUGAGACCUGCAAGGGCGUGACUGAACAUGAUGUGUUUGCAAGGGGAAUGUUUGAACGCUACGAGGAAGAGGAAACUGAGUCCGGCUCCAUCGCUAUAGCUAUAGUGUUAGCGGUAGCCAUCAUGGCGGUGCUGGCUGUCCUGGGUUACUGCUUCCUGAAGCACAGGAAGGACCGUUCGCAGCACCAGCCCGUGGCCACCAAUGUCCCCCAUGUUGCCUUUGAAGACCGAGACACCCUGGUCUACAACACCACCACCAAGCCUGUCUGAACCAACAAGCACCUGCCUGGCUUUCAGGACCUUGGUAUAUUGUGUUCAUGUGUAUAUACUGAUCUAACCAGAGAAGGACCAGAGCAAUAAAUACACAUCUCCAACACAGGUCCAGAAACUCCAGAUACAGUCAGUAAGUGAGCAAUUUUAAGCAACAUUUCACUUGAACAGAGCUUUGCUUUGGCUCCUCCUUGGACAACCGGUUUUUGCUUUCAGAGAAUUUAGCAUUAAGGAGUUGGUACAUUAGCAUGCUCUGUCGAAACCAUUCUGCAGAGCUUUGAGUGCACAAAAAGUAUGAGACAUGGGCACAAAUCCAAAUACUAUGUAUGUGUGGGCUUUUUUAAGUGUGUUUUGUAUGUAACACAUUCUCAGGGGGAAAAAAUCUUUGUUCUAGGUUUUUCUUACAGAUUUUGUAAAGAUUAUUUUUUUUCUUUACCUUUUUAUUUAUAAAAUGUGAUUAGUCGCAAGGUUUGUGCUGGGUUUGCAUUAGGCGUUGUUUUGUCAUGAAAAUGUAUAAGGUUAACCACACCAGAUUUUAAAUGUAGGUACCAAUAAGUGCUCUAUGUACGUUUUUACUUACUGAAAUAUUAUUAUUUUUAAGCUGUGUUUAUGCACCAGUGUGUCUGUGUACUGAAUUGUUAUCAUACUGUAAUCGUUUCUUACUUUAAGUAACAACCAUGGCCUAGAUCGUGCGGUAGGUGUCUUUUUUUUAAAAAGUGUUCUAUGUUUGUGUUUCAUGUUUCCUUUUAACCGUAAUAAAACGUUAAUUACAUAAUAGAA